Molecule: messenger RNA, 2163 nt
Organism: Haliotis rubra (blacklip abalone)
Lineage: Eukaryota; Metazoa; Mollusca; Gastropoda; Lepetellida; Haliotidae
Exons: 1
Coding region: 515-1375 (286 amino acids)
Source: RefSeq, a predicted model, not a curated record
UGAUUCCCACUCAGCAUGUGCCGACAUCGCGUCGUGGUCGGACUGUACCUGUAUUCGCUGAAUUGAGAUAGAGGUGUGAUUGAUUAGUCGGAUUCAACCAAUGACGAUUGUAUUGCAGCCGUCGUGUUACAUGUCGCGGGCGGGUGACAAUGUUACUACACGCCGGUGUAAUACAGAACCCGUGCCGUUCACGAGAUCUCGUCAAGCACAAUGAAGAACUCUGCUUAAGCUGUUAGGUCAGCUCGCCCUGUUGUUACACGCCCGGUUAAUAUGAUUCCACAAUUCACGGUGUUUGAAAAGACCUCUCUCAGGGAAUAACCUUCUCCUACCCUUGUAUGGUUCACAGACAGCGAGCGGGAAGAGACAGUGCGCGACGACUCUUGCAGAAGGUGAGAGCCUUCAGAUCAAGUGGAAAAAGAAGACGAGCGAGCCGGCUGUCGGGCAGUCGGUCGGAAAUCGAUGGUGCGACACACGAGGUUGGCAUGGAGUAGCUGUGUGCCGGAGCUAGCCGACUAUGGCGGCAGACCCAAGGAAAACGGACGAGAGUAACAAACGUCGACCGUCGUCUGCACCGAAAACCAGCGAUAUGACUAAUAUACCAAAAAUUGUGUUAGAGGAUAAAGAUCGCGGAGACCCGGAUGUAUGUGUCUUAUCCCCCUACCAGACAGAUAUGGGGUUGCCGGCUGCUUCAAUGCCAAACUUGGCACUUGAUCGUUUCGGGGAAAAUAACUCCGAUGGAGGGUCCGAUUCUAAACUGGGUGUGUUCUGCUCCCCCCGGAUGACCCGUAGGUCCGUGGAUCUGGACAUGAGCAACAGAGAUCCCAACAAAAAGGACAUGGAAUGGCUGGAGGCGUUUGACCAGUCCAACUCCCUCCGAGUACUCUCGAGCUCAAGCAGGGUGGGUAGCGCGAUUUCUCUAAAUAGUGAAUGCACAGCAAGAAGCAUAGGAUUAAUAUCCAACGAUUCUUCUUCAGACAGCACUUCUAUGUCGGAACGGUUUGUCGAGCCCACCGGCGAAAAGGCGGCUCAACUCCGGCGUCUAAUGUCCUACCCUGAAGACCGAACUAGUGUUGACUCGGGGGUCACAAGGGCCUCCCAAUCCUGUGCCAAUCUCAAAGCUGCUCAGAAGGAAUCCUUAGAACGGGGAGACAUCACAGAGGCCAAGUUGUGUCUCCUUCCAUCCGAAUCUACCGAGACGUACAGCCUUGACGACGAUGAACUUCCCAAUGAUAAGUCAUUCGAGGAGGUGUAUGACGAAGCAUAUAGACAGCAUAUUGUUUGCUAUAAACGUGGCCCCAAAUCGUUUCGAGAUGGAAGAAUUAGACAGUGGCUACAGGAUAUGGAUAAAACGCCGCAAAAAGAAGUCAGUGAGUGAUUCAAUUAUAUUGUUAACGUGUACAGUAAAUGGCUAUGAACGCUGAAUGUUCCGUGUAUCCAAUAAUGGCACCAUCAAUGUCAAAUUCCAAUCGCCUGGUCUCCAACCAAGGUUAGGCAUCGAUUAUCAACUCAGCUGAUAGGAUCAUUAAGCUAAUCUGGAAUAUGAAUGCAACUUUUAACUAGUGGAAUUUACCAGAGAUGUCAAGCCAAACCAGAUGACACAUUAGAAGGAUUGGAUGUUGGUCUUAUUCUGAAUCAUUUUCCGUAUGGAUUCUUUACAGUGUUGUGAAGUAAGACAUUCUGUAUUUGUUUCCUGUUCUGUUCCACGAAAACUAAAGCGAAUCUGGAGUUACUACUGUGUUUUUGUUGUACCUGUUUUCAAAGGGAGAAAGAUUUUGUGAGAAACAAUUUAUUUGACCUUAAAGCAUCCCCCAGCACAGCUCUUAUAAAUGGACACUGUUAAGCCAUGGCAUGAAUUUGUUCACUGGUCUAACUAGAACUUCGUAUUGUCAUGAUGUCAACCCUUUGUUAGAACCAUCAAUAUUGAAGUGACAGAGUUUGUUAUUAGUCAGUUUAAUUGAUUCCCUGAGUAAGUGUUCGGUUUGAACAAAAACAAGCAUUCCUUGUUCCGUUACAUAUCCCUUUUUCUUAUAUGUCAUUAUGAAUGUGUUUAUAUUAUGAAAUAUGUUUAUAUUAUGAAAUACUUACAACAAAUGUUUAAUCUUUUUAUACUAUUUUUUCAAUGCAUGUAUUUGAGCUGCUGCAAAUAGACUGAAUUGAUUAAUA